This is a messenger RNA of Schizophyllum commune H4-8, 3978 nucleotides long. RefSeq lists its product as uncharacterized. The record is from RefSeq and is a predicted model, not a curated record. Lineage: Eukaryota; Fungi; Basidiomycota; Agaricomycetes; Agaricales; Schizophyllaceae. Bases 1 to 3978 code for a protein of 1325 amino acids. The transcript has 23 exons.
AUGGCGGAUACGGACCAAUCGGUUCACGCACUCGCCGUUGAACGCACGAAAAGACUAAGUGAUGACCAUGAGCCCGCUACUGAGGCUCACCCCCUUGCCGGCACUGCACUCUAUACUGGAUGGCGGGAGUCACUCCUCGGCUUGCGCGACUAUCAGCUGGCCACAUCGAGAGCGAACAACGAUCUCUCCCGUCGGCUAGAACAAGUACGGCAGGAGAUUCACCUGAAAGAUCAGGCUAUUGCGGAACUACGGCGGAAAAUCCCUCCGAGUGAUCCGCGGUCUAAGAUAUUAGCCACUGCAACGGCUCAAAUCUCCAACUCUCUCGCCCGUUUAAAUCAACGUAUUCUGGAACGCAAGGAAGAGCCGAGCGUCGCUAGGUUGACCGUGACGAACUUCGAGAGAGAGAACGAGGUAGGCCUGAUUCUUGCACGUGUCGGCUCUUCUCUCAUCCCAUCUACCGUUCAGCUCAUGAGGCGCAAGUUGCCUACACUUGACAGACGUCAGGCGUCCGGUCUCGAAAGCAGUAGCUCGUCAUCGCAGAAGUUGAUUAGGCUCCCAACCACCACAGAAGAUCAGGUCGCUGCCUUGGAGGUGGCAAAGUUAGAGGUUCUAUUGCAGGCCGACUUGAACGACCGUCGGAAUCGCGAGUCCUCGUGGGUGGCGGAACUUAGUCUAUUGCGCGACCAAGUCAGGGAACUGAGUGAUGCCGAGCAUAUUGCUGCUGGUCACCGGAUGGCCGAGGUAUACCGGGCUUCCCAGGGAUUGGAAGCGAGCAAAGUGAGUGGCUUGCGAUUCCCACAGUGUAGUUGUUCAUACCUUGCGCUGCAGCAGUCCCUGUCAACUGUAAGGACGUCGGUGGAUGGCCAACGGGGGCGUACUUAUGAGCUGAAACGCGUUGUCUCUGCUCUUGUGCAGAAGCAAGAAUUACUAAGGCAGACGGUUGACUUGAAGGCUCUCCACAAUGAAAACGUGGCCGCAGAUCAGCGAUUGUCGAUAAUCCAGGCGCAAUAUGGCGCGCUGCAAAGUCAGAUAGCUCAGGUAGAAGCAGAGGCACGCAUCAAAGUGUAUCAGCUUGAGAAAGAUCGCGCCUGGUCGAAGGAGCAGAUGAAUGAUUUGCGGGGCACCUACGUGAAAGACGUCGGCAGCCUUCAAGAGCAAGUGGACGAUCUGCAUGCUCAGAUUGAUGUCAUCAAAGCCAAAGUCGAGAGUGCCCAGUCGAGGCUCGUCGCCACGGAUGGAAGCAGAGAGGAGUCUCAGAUGGACACCGCGCAUGAUGGUGAACAAGCCAGCAUCCUCGGGGGAGGUCACGAGGAUAGCUGUAUCUACGGAGCGGCAGCCUAUGCAUCGGAGACUCGCUUGCGCAAAUCGAGCGAGCAUGGCCAGUCUGCCUGUUCUGGCGCCGAAACACUGCCCGACAAGGAGGACGAUACGGCAAUGGACGUGGACGAUCAGGGCUUGGACCUCGAAGAGCAUGAAGCACCGCGCCCAUCCCACGGGGCAGCAGAAUGCCCGACAAAUCUGGUAUGCUCGAGUUCAAUCAUACCGGGCUCUCUGCGAUCACUGACGGAGAAUGAUAAGGGUUCUGUGGCCGGUACGCCGAAGGGACGGGUCGCAUCUGGUACGCCGGGCAGACGGGUCGCGGCGGGUCUCAACAUGCCCAAACAAAAGCUCCGAGGGGUCGAUGUCGCUGACCAUUUGACCGCCCUGGAUCAGUUCAAGCUGGGCUCGCCCCUACGGACACCGUCUCCGCGCAAACGCGGGCCCCGCUCGGCGAAGGGGGCGCAUGACGGACAGCACACGCCGCGCUCACGGCAUAGCCCGUACUCGAGAGAAGCGCGUCCUUCUAGAUACGGCCGCGUUGGCGAUAUGGGGGAGGACUGUGACGCCGAUGACGAAGAGGUACCCCGGCGCAAUAGGGAGAGACCCAGGUCGCAUCCUACUCGGAGCAGACCAUUGCGCCGUGCCAAGUUCGAGGACGUCAACGACAUGGACGACGACUACGACUACGACGACUACAACGACUACGACGACGACGGCAACGACGUAGAGCCAAAGACGCCCGUUUCGCGCAUCGCUCGCAGGUUCCUCCAGGAAAAGAUUGCUCCUGGUGCGCUGUACGCCCCGCAGACCAUGAAGAAGAACUUCAACAAUCUUGUACUCGGCCUGAUCCUACGAGGGAUGGGCAUACAAUUGGUGUAUCAUGUUGUCGCGCUGGAACCCGUCAGUGACGAGGAGCUUGACGCAUUCCGACGAAAUCCUAGGUCGCACGGGCCGGACCUGGAAGACCUGAGGCUCGAUACCAACGGCCUUGCGACCACUGAUGAGCUGUCUGGGUCAGCAUGGAACCAGCGCGUGGCGAAGUUGCUUUGCGGGAAAGUCAAGGAGAUAACUGACCGGGAUGGCGGUGAUGGGCGCUUCGGAGUCGUUGACGCCGACAGGAUCAAGCGUGGUGUUGAUACCCGCCUCGGUCGCAUGUACAGGUUGAUCGCGUCUGUAGUGCCUCAGGCAGGCGAAGACGUGGUCGACGCGAUAGCGAGGUUCAGGGAGGCGCACCAAGCUUACAAUGAUCAGCGUCGAGUCACAACGAGCAGGCAGACGAAAGCCCUAGCUCGUCUGCGGUACGCAGGCGUCCUGCGCACCGCAUGUAGGGUUAGCAACAAGCCGGAGGCGCUCGCGUACUGGUCCUAUGUCAUGAGGGCGGUGGAAGCACUGGGCUUUGAGGGGAUGUCUGACGAGGAGACCGACUACGAAGAGAUAGAGCACGACAGCGGCGUCGUCACCAAGAGGCGAUACCACAAGGUCCUGAAUCCCGUCUGGCGCCGCCCCGAGCUCAGGGAUCUGUUCGCGAAGGUGGAUGAGGCUCCAGCUCUGGCGCGGAUGUAUUUUGAUAAGCGGGCGGGAGCGAAGACGCCGAGGGUGCGAGUUGACGAGGCGAGCGGGCAGGCGCCUCCGAAGCGCAUUCCGAAAGCGUUAUAUGACCCGGUUUGGCUCGAAGCUCAGGGCGAACUUGUCGAACUGAUGCUGGAACUGACCGACGAUCCCUUCGAGAUCUUCCAGGCUGAUGCUUGGGCGGAAGAGUCUCACAUGCGGUACCCAUCCGCUUUGAACACAGCGCUGAGCAAAUGCCGGUGGAGCAAACCGGAGGAGAAGGAAGGCGCUCAGUCGAACAAUGGGGAUCGGACGGGACUAACCGGGCAUCUUCAGGGCACCAUCGAAAGCUCGUAUGACCUUGCUGUGCUUCCGAACCGCAUCUGGCGGAUGGUGGACUGUUGCCUCCUAGAAUCGGAACCGGGGGUCGUGCUGGUCGGGGUGUCGCCUUGGACACAUUCUCCCUCUCCACAAGUCAAUUGUCGGACCGCAGUACAGGAUCGUCGUCCUCAGCUGGGCAAGCUGGAGAAUGCGAAGGACCUGGAGGAAGCCGGGCGCGCGGGGCUCAGCUUACGACCAAUUAGCUUGAACGACUCCAUCGAGGACAGGCGGCAGGGACAGGAGCAGGUACACCCUCAUCUCGUGGAGACGGGCCGACGCACGGAGGAGCUCGCGAAGAGCAUCUUUGUGGAGAAGAGCGAUACCACCUUCGGCGAUGAGAGGGACGAGGACGAGAAGCCCUGGGAACUCAAGGAACCCGUCGGGUUGCUGGCCGACUACCUCUGCGGCGAGGAUGUCUUUGGUGAUGCCCCUGCACCGUCAUUGCGGACAACAUCAGCUACACUGCGCUCCAUGAGCACCCAUGCAAAGGACAAGGACCCCUCGAGACUCGGGCCUCGCUCCUCCCUCAUCAAGGAGCUCCUCCACCGUGUCGAGGCUUUCGGCGCUUGGCCCGACCACGAGGAGGAAGAACUCCACCUCCAGCCUCAUCCACAGCGCGCUCGUUCUCUCCGAGACGAAUACAUCGAGGUCCUGACCCCACGAUUUAGCUCAAAGUCGACCACCGCUGCUGCGCCCAACCCCUAUGCGACAUCGAGCUGCCUCGAAUGA